AUGGCUCGAGGCAUUGCCAGUAGCAGCAUGAAUCGGACGCUGAUGAGGGACGUGCGCAUCGUCGAGGUCGGGCCCCGCGACGGGUUGCAGAAUGUCAAGACAGCGAUCCCGACAUCCACAAAAUUGGAGCUCAUCGCGCGUCUGCGCGCCACAGGUCUAAACACGAUCGAGAUCACGUCCGUGGUCUCGCCGCGCGCCAUCCCGCAGCUGGCUGACUGUCGAGAGGUGCUCGCCGACCCGACCAUCAAGACGUUGUUACCGGAUGGCAGUCUCCGUCUGCCCGUCUUGAUCCCCAACCUCAAGGGCUUGCAGAUUGCCAUGGAGAACUCGGUCCGCGAGGUCGCCGUGUUUGUGAGUGCCAGCGAGGGGUUCAGCAAGGCCAACAUCAACGCGACGGUUGACGAGGGUCUGGGCCGGGCGAGGCAAGUGGCUGAAAAGGCCACCGCUGCCGGUCUGGCGGUCAGAGGAUACAUCUCGUGCAUAUUUGCGGAUCCGUUUGAUGGGCCUACUCCGCACGCGGCUGUGCUCAAAGCUGUCCGCGAACUGCUGGAUAUGGGCUGCUACGAAGUCAGUCUGGGCGAUACGCUGGGCAUCGGCACGGCGGCCGACGUCAAGAGCUUGCUGUUGUAUCUGGAGAGUAACGGAGUUUCACCGUCACAGCUUGCGGGACAUUUCCACGACACGUACGGUCAGGCAGUCAGUAACGUCUGGCAGGCUUAUCAGUGCGGUCUCCGUGUUUUUGAUAGCAGUGUCGGCGGAUUGGGAGGGUGUCCAUUUGCGCCUGGAGCAAAGGGGAAUGCCGCCACGGAAGAUCUGGUGUUUUUGUUCCAGCAGGCUGGGGUCAAGACCGGGGUUGACCUUUCGAAGCUGGUCGAGGUUGGGAGCUGGAUAUCUGAUCAGCUUAAAAAGCCAAACGAAAGCCGUGCCGGUGUUGCUCUACUGGCCAAACGAGCGCUUCUUCAGUCCAAAGAUACAGUACAGCAAAAGAGUCAAAAUGACCCCAAAUCGACUUGGGUAUUGGUCACUGAGACGGAGGGAAUCAGACUAUACCGUUCCGGAGUCAACCUCAAAGUGGUUCUCAAUCAGCCAAAGAAGGGCAACGCUCUGACCACUGCAAUGAUUGGUGAUCUAACCGACGUAUUCCGUCGGGCGCGAGACGACCGCACCAUCUCUCGAAUAGUCAUAACCGCUGAGGGUAAAUACUUCUGUGCCGGCAUGGACCUGGGGAAGGGUACUUCGCCGGUUGCGCAAUCGCGUGAAGUCAGCGACGCACAAUAUGAGCGCCUCACACAGCUCUUUGAAGCCAUUGACAAGGCACCUCAAGUGACGAUAGCCGGGAUCAAUGGACCUGCAUUUGGUGGUGGUGUUGGACUGGCCUUUGCGUGCGACAUCAGGAUUGCCGCAAAAUCUGCCACGUUUACCUUGAGCGAAGCGAAACUAGGGUUGUGUCCAGCAACGAUCUCGACAUAUGUGAUCAGAGAAUGCGGAUUCGCUUUCACCCGAGAGGCCAUGCUCUCUGCCCGUCCGGUCUCGAUGGAUGAGCUGCGUUCCCUAGGCUUGGUCGCCAAAGUUGUGGACGAGCCUGGACAGCUGCCGGCAGAGGUGGAUCAGUACCUUGCUCGCCUGAAGGUGGCUGGGCCAGAAGCAUCAACCAUGUGCAAGGACUUGAUCAGGCUGGGCUGGGCCCAUGCUGGAAGCGAGCAGCAAGCAAAGGGCGUCAAGCAAUUGUUCGAUAAGAUGAUGCGCCCUGAUGGCGAAGCAGCCAUUGGGUUGAGAGCGUUUCAAGCCACCAAGAAGCCACUGGACUGGGAUGAGAUCAUCUUGGCGAGCUCCGCAGCUGCUCUGAAGCCCAAGUUAUAG
Molecule: messenger RNA, 1860 nt
Organism: Fonsecaea multimorphosa CBS 102226
Lineage: Eukaryota; Fungi; Ascomycota; Eurotiomycetes; Chaetothyriales; Herpotrichiellaceae
Exons: 1
Coding region: 1-1860 (619 amino acids)
Biological process (GO): L-leucine catabolic process; ketone body biosynthetic process
Molecular function (GO): hydroxymethylglutaryl-CoA lyase activity
Source: RefSeq, a predicted model, not a curated record